Molecule: messenger RNA, 2122 nt
Organism: Tarenaya hassleriana
Lineage: Eukaryota; Viridiplantae; Streptophyta; Magnoliopsida; Brassicales; Cleomaceae
Product: BTB/POZ domain-containing protein At1g03010
Exons: 5
Coding region: 49-1947 (632 amino acids)
Molecular function (GO): protein binding
Source: RefSeq, a predicted model, not a curated record
AGAGAAUCACAGAGAGAGAGAGAGAGAGAGAGAGAGAGAGAGAGAGAGAUGGGCAUUGUAACAGUAGCAGAACUGAAGCCAGCAUUCACAGGGAAGAGGGGAUUUCGUAUGAAUUCCAGCAUCAGACAUGCUUCCGAAUGGCCGAUAUCCGAUGUUUCCAGUGAUCUUACCGUUCAGGUCGGAGCCUCGAGUUUCGGGCUUCACAAGUUCCCUCUCGUCUCUCGAAGUGGAAGGAUCAGGAAGCUAAUGGCCGAAUCGAAGGACCCGAAAAUAUCCAGUGUAUGUUUAAGUUCAGUUCCUGGAGGGUCUGAAGCAUUUGAGCUGGCUGCCAAGUACUGCUAUGGCAUAAACAUCGAUAUCCACCUUCUGAACGUGGCUAAGCUCCGGAGUGCAGCCCAUUUCCUGGAAAUGACGGAAGAAUUCUCCGAGGAAAAUCUCGUAACCAAGACCGAGAUCUUCCUCAAAGAUUCGGUUCUCUCCAGUAUAUCGAACUCGAUCGUUGUUCUUCACCACUGCGAAAGCCUCUUGCCUGUGGCGGAAGAGAUCAAUCUGGUUAACAGGCUGAUCGACGGGAUUGCCAAUAACGCUUGUAAAGAGCAGCUGACUUCCGGGCUAUUGAAGCUCGAUCAUAACUUUCCGGUCAAGAAUGUCGAACCAGAGACUCCAUUGGAUUGGUGGGGAAAGGCCCUAACUGUUCUGAAUCUGGAGUUCUUCCAAAGGGUUGUGUCGGCAGUCAAGUCGAAAGGUCUGAGACAAGACAUGAUCAGUAAGAUUCUGAUAAGUUACGCUAAUAAGUCACUUCAAGGGCUUGUCGUUCGCGAUCUGCACAUGGAGAAAGACAGAAUUCUUGAUCUGGAGAUCAGAAUGAAACAACGUGAGAUCGUGGAAACGAUCGUGAGGUUGCUUCCAACGCAAGGAAGGAGGAGUUCGGUUCCAAUGGCGUUUCUCUCAAGUCUUCUUAAGACGGUCAUUGCAGCAUCAGCCUCUGGUUCCUGCAAAUCCGAUCUCGAACGUCGAAUCGGUCUUCAGCUCGACCAAGCAAUCCUCGAAGACAUUUUGAUUCCCACGAACUCAAACGGAAACAACACGUUAUAUGACGCGGAUUCGAUCUUGAGGAUCUUCUCCAUGUUCUUGAACUUGGACGAGGGGGAUGACGAUGACGAUGAUGAAGGGCAUCAUUUCAGGGAUGAAAGUGAAAUGAUGUUCGAUUUCGACAGCCCCGGAUCCCCGAAACAGAGCUCGAUCUUGAAGGUAUCGAAGCUAAUGGACAAUUAUCUCGCGGAAAUCGCUCUGGACCCGAACCUUACUCCUUCGAAGUUCAUAGCUUUGGCAGAACUGCUUCCAGACCAUGCUCGUAUAGUCAGCGAUGGACUGUAUCGAUCUGUGGAUAUAUACCUAAAAGUUCAUCCAAACAUAAAGGACUGCGAGCGAUACCGUCUCUGCAAAACGAUCGAUUGCCAGAAACUGUCGCAAGAAGCGUGUAGCCAUGCAGCUCAGAACGAGAGGCUGCCCGUGCAAAUGGCCGUACAAGUCUUGUACUUUGAGCAGAUCAGACUCAGAAACGCCAUGACCUGCGCAGUGGGCCCUACUCAGUUCUUCUUCAGCAACUUUCACCAGUUCCCUCAGCGCUCCGGCAGCGGAGCAGGAAGCGGAGCGAUCUCUCCAAGGGAUAACUACGCAUCAGUGAGAAGAGAAAACAGAGAGCUGAAGCUGGAGGUGGCGAGGAUGAGGAUGAGGUUGACGGAUCUGGAGAAGGAUCACAUAUCGAUGAAGCAAGAACUGGUGAAAUCUCAUCCCGGGACGAAGCUGUUCAAGUCGUUCACCAAGAAACUAAGCAAACUCAAUACCCUUUUCAGAUUCGCGAGCCUUAAACCUACCUUGGGAGGCAAGGCAAGUUCCGAGAGCAGGUUCGCGUUCCAGAGAAGAAGACGACACUCUGUUUCUUGAAGUUUCUUCACCAAAACAAAACCCCUUAAUUAUUCUUCGUGUUUUGUUUGUAUAGUGAGUGGAUUUCGGAGUUUGGAUUUGGACAUGAGCGUGUAUGUAUAGCCUCUUAGUGUGUGUUUUCCCCUUUUUGGACCUUCUUUGAAAUGUGAACAAUGGUAUUUGUCCGUGUCGGAUA